AGGAAAACAUGGAGGAAGCAACAACACCUGGAGCCGGCAGAAGGAUGGAGUGGUGGCUCCUCCCUGUUCUGGCCCUCGCUGCUUUCCGCCCAACCCAUGCCAAGGAAAGCAACUGCGAGUAAGUGGAGAGAGAGGCCAGACAUGGGGAGGAGGCAGGAGAGGGAAUCCCACCCACGAACUCCUGGAUGUGGUCUUGAAGAGAAGGAAGGCACAACUGACCCCAUGGCUGCUCGCACUCCCCUUCAUUGUGGUGGGUCAAAACUAGCAUGUAAAGACAGAGUCUGUUCUCAGAGGGCACGUUCCUCCCUCUCUCAGAAUACUAGAAUCCAUCUGGGUCACACAAGGAAGCGGAAUGGGGGACCAGCCAGGGGGACAGACAAAAGGAAAUAUUUCUUUUCUUGAAAGAGGAGAGAGGGAGGGAGGGAGAGAGAGGUAGAAAAUAGCUUACUAAUUUGGAUUUGCUGAACAGUCCAUUUUUGCCUUUGGCCCCACCCACCACUGAGAUGUGGCCCUCAGAAGACAAUGUGGCCCCUGGCCUGGAAAAAGUUCCAUCCUCCCUGGGAGUGAUGGGCAUUUGGGAGGCAUCCAGAAGUGCAGCUGGACACCUCCAGUUUCAUCUUUUUCUUCCCAAGAUGGCCGAGAGGAGGGGCAAAGUGGGGGGAGGUGGUAUAUAUGCAAUGGCUCUGAUCUUCUGUAGAUGGCAAUCUGUUUCUUGCUUUCCAGCGGAGUCUGCGGAAGGCGUCCCAUGGCAGGCAGCCAUAACCUCCUCCGGGUUGUGGGCAGCAGCAACGCUUCCCCCGGAACGUGGCCCUGGAUGGUCAGCUUCCAAAUAAAAACUUUUAGGGGAUACUUCAGUUUCUGUGGAGGCUCCCUGAUCAGCCCUCGAUGGGUCCUCAGCGCAGCCCACUGUUUUCAGAAAGCAAAGUAAGCAAAGGGUUCUCAAGGAGGGUUGUCACGGGGUCUGCAAACCUGGCACCCAGGUCGGGGGCAUCUCAUGGGAGCAGAGUCCCACCUUCUGCUUUCAGAGGGGUGGCUGCUGUCAGCAUCGCAGGGCGUCAAAACUCAGAGCCAGCCUCCAGCGGUAUCCAAAAAGGGCCAGAUUUGAUGAAGUGAAGGGCCUAGAGGGCCGACCUUUUUUUAGGAUUGAAGUUUUUUAGGAUUCGGAAGCCCAGGAACAGCCUUCAUCAAUUGCGGUUCUGAUCUUGGUCGACUGUGGGCUGAGAAAGAAAAUCUUUUCUCUGCCGCCAGUCUCAUGCAAGCCUGAGAUUCUCCUCCUCCUCCUCCUCCAGCCGAGCCUUCUUCCUCCAAAGCCAGCUUGCUUUCCUUCCCCACCACCCGCUCUGUGCUUUGGGGGAGGGAGAGAGAGAAGCCCUGUGAUAGUCUCCUCAGAGAGAAAGGGCUUGAAUCCUUGUGCACUCCAUCUGUCUCCUCAGAUCUCUGAAAACUAAUAUAAAAAUAUAGUUAGACUUUUCCCACUUGUUUAGUUACUUCUCCAUCCAGUAUAGUGGUACCUUGGGUUACAGACACUUCAGAUUACAGACGCUUCAGGUUACAGUCUCCACUAACCCAGAAAUAGUACCUUGGGUUAAGAACUUUGCUUCAGGAUGAGAACAGAAAUCAUGCGGCAGUGGGAGACUCCAUUAGGUAAAGUGGUACCUCAGGUUAAGACUAGUUUCAGGUUAAGAACGGACCUCCAGAAUGAAUUAAGUUCUUAACCCAAGGUACCACUGUAACUAUUUGGGUCUGUCAUGAUAAUAUCAAAACAUAACUACUAUAUUUGUGAAAUAGAGAUCCAUUUGUUUGUUUCUUUGUUUGUUUGCUUGCUUGUUUCAUAAACUUAAAUGACUUCGGAGGGUGGUUGAUCACUGCCAGUUUUUGAUACUGGAUAGCAGAUCAAAACCUACUUAAAGUUGGACAUGCCUGGUCCAGCGGUGCUCCUGAAAACUUGAAAAAAAGACACUGGGACUAAGCCGGCCCCCUUCUGUUUCAUUCAUGUUUCCGGGACUCAUCCUAUAGGUUCUUUCGACUAUGUAGUGUUAAUGAAGUUUUCAGUUCGCACGCAGGCCCACAGAUCUGCAAACCGGACAAGCCUUUCUGGAGUUCUUUUGUGAAAUUUUGCUCCAGAAUUUGCCGCUCCAGAGUUUAACGAAAACAGCAGAGGUAGAUGAAAAGUCAAAUUUAUUACACUAAAAAAAAGGAGAGCAAUGAGUAAUGAAUAGAAAUGUGUUUAAGAAUGCAUGCAUUGGGGUAAAGCGCCCUUUAAAAUGCAAUAUUUAUGCAAUAUUUCAUGAAAACAAUGUACACAAACAAUUGGUUUGGGGGCAAAUUGCUCUGCAAAAAUGUGUAUAUUAAGAGCAAUUUACACUAAAAUGAUGGUGAAUUUUUACGAGGACUUUAAAAAAAAGUAACGCGGAGAAGAUUAGAAACAUGAUAGGAACCAAAACCAACACCCCAAAUGUAAUUUCCAAAGAUUUCCCUCCACCCCUUUAGCAAAGUCAUGCAAAGUCCCUCCACCCCUUCAGCAAAGCAACUCUUCAUCGCUCCACUAAUAACGUCGCCCCAGUUUGAUGAGGGACCACCAAUGAGCAAGUUGUUUCCAUCUGGUUUUCCAAAUCCACCUGGAACACAGUCCCCACUCUGUGUGUAUUCUUUGUUGCAGAGAAAUACCAAAUAUCAGCCUGUCGAUUGGCGCCAACCGCAUCUCCAACCCUGGCCCCGAUGCCCAGAGGCGCUGGAUCAAGAGGCUGGUGAACCACGAACUCUUCGAGCACUUCUUGAACGAUACCUACAGGAAAGUGCACAACGACAUUUCCUUGGUGGAGCUGAACGAGCCAGUCAACUGCACGGACUAUAUUCAACCAGCCUGCUUGCCGGAUGACAGCGUGGUGGUUUCCUUGCUCAAGCACUGCUAUGUCAGCGGUUUUGGAAUUAUAGACCCGAAAAGUGAGAUCUGCAGGGAAACCAGGCCCCCAGAAGGAGCAGCCUGGCUGUGUGCCUAAAGUAAAUUUGCAGACUACACCUUCCCUGCCGAUCAAUUUCACCAAAGAAACAUAAUAGCAAUGGUAGUCAUGGUGGAAAUUUCAAUUCCUGCAUUAGAAUCAUAGAAUCAUAGAGUUGGAAGAGACCACAAGGGCCAUCGAGUCCAACCCCCUGCCAAGCAGGAAACACCAUCAGAGCGGGGUUGUAGGGGGUUGUGCUGGAUGCCCCUUGGGGGUCCCUUCCCACUCUAGGAUUCUAAGUUGGUAGUUACACUUGGGUUGUGUACAUCAGAAGCCCUGAGUCUUAGGGGUGAGGCAGGUGUGUGUGUGUUUCACAGGGCAGAAAGGGAUAGAGAUGGUUGGUUUUGAGAGCCAUUCCACUUCACAGCUUCAGGGCAGAUCACCUUCUCUAGACAUAGAUGCUUGCCCCCAGAACUCAGCUCAGUAAUGAUGGCUUUGCACGCAGAAGAUUGAGUUUCAAUUUCUGGGUAGGGCUGGUGGAAACUCCUGUCUACCUCUGCUGUCGCUCAGUGUAUGCAGUACUAGGACAGAUUGAGAGAUAGGGAGGGAGGGAUGUGGUUUCAGGAGGAAACGGAGAGUUUGGGGGUCUCUAAGGGCCCCCAGGCGACACAGGUGGCGCUGUGGGUUAAACCACAGAGCCUAGGGCUUGCCGAUCAGAAGGUCGGCGGUUCGAAUCCCUGCAAUGGGGUGAGCUCCUGUUGCUCGGCCCCUUCUCCUGCCAAGCUAGCAGUUCGAAAGCACGUCAAAGUGCAAGUAGAUAAAUAGGUACCUUUACCUUUAAGGGCCCCCAGAAACCAGGUAUUCACCCUACUCUGCAGCCUGGCGUACCCUUGUCUCUGAUCUCACCCCCAGUCCAUCAACUAAGUUUUAGGGGAGUGAUUCUGCUGCACCUGCCUUCAUGCCUCUCUCCUUUAGUCCUGGGGGUGCAGGUGGGGUGGGGAGUGAAAUCUGAACUGAGCCUCCCCCUCCCCCCACUUUCCCUUUCUUCUAUCAGCGAGAAAAUUUCCCGACAUCCUGCAGGAGGGUACUGUUGACCUCAUCCCCAUGGUGACAUGCAGCAGCCCGGACUGGUGGUCCAAUAGGAUCCUCGAGGAGAAUAUCUGCGCUGGAACCUUGGAAGGAGGCGUAGCUUCUUGCAAGGUGGUGAAGCUACAACAAAACCAGGGCUAUGGGUUUGGCUUGGGGGCAAAACUCUCUGGUGCUCCUGGAGCAGCAGAGCCCUUGCUCUGAACAUGCAAAACUUCUCUGUGAUUCUUCCUCCAGCAUCUCAGGCAGCAGCCAUGAGAGAAGGAGAAGGCCCCUCAGAGACCAAAUCCUCACAGGAGCCUUUCUUUCCCACUUGCAGGGCGACAGAGGCGGCCCCCUCAUGUGCCGGGAGCAGAGGUCCGAACGCUACUGGGUGGUUGGAAUCGCCAGCUGGGGACCGUCUGUCUGCGGCCAGGGAAAAAGGCCGGGGGUCUACACCUCCACCCAGUUCUACCGCAACUGGAUCAGGAAGACGACCAAUGAGGACCUUUCACUACCCAACCACCCACCGCCAAUGGCACAGCCCCAGCUUAUGCGACUGCCACGCCCCCCUCCAAGGCCACAGCUCCAAAUGCGACAAAAUGGGAAUGUGCCAUAUCCCAGGCCUUGGCCACCCCCCAACACCACCCCCCAGACCCCUCCUGUGGUCUGGCCCACCACCAGACCUUGGCCACCCCCCAAGGCCACUCCCCAGACACCUCCUGUGGUCUGGCCCACCACCAGACCUUGGCCACCCCCCAACGCCACCCCCCAGGCCCCUCCUGUGUUCUGGCCCACCAGCAGGCCAUGGCCACCCCCCAACACCACCCCCCAGACCCCUCCUGUAGUCUGGCCCACCACCAGACCAUGGCCACCCCCCAACACCACCCCCCAGACCCCUCCUGUGGUCUGGCCCACCACCAGACCAUGGCCACCCCCCAACACCACCCCCCAGACCCCUCCUGUGGUCUGGCCCACCACCAGACCAUGGCCACCCCCCAACACUACCCCCCAGACUCCUCCUGUGGUCUGGCCCACCACCAGACCAUGGCCACCCCCCAACACCACCCCCCAGACCCCUCCUGUGGUCUGGCCCACCACCAGACCAUGGCCACCCCCCAACACCACCCCCCAGACUCCUCCAGCAUCCUGGUACACGACCAGACCUUUGCCACCCCCCGAGACCACCCCUCAGACGCCUCCUGUGGUCUACCCCACAACCAGACCUUGGCCACCCCCCAGCACCACCCCCCAGACCCUUCCCAUAUCCUGGUCCACCCCCAGAACCAACUCCCAUCCCACACAGUGGCCCAAAGGAGGGGGUCCCAGUCCCGUUAUAUCAGACAUGGCUCCUGGAACAAGGCCCACGGGACUGGGCAACUCGACUCCCUCCCGGGGCCCAAUCUGGGGCCUAACGUCCAUGCGGCUGGGAAGAUUGCAUCUGAGGACAAGGGCCCCAGCUUGGCAUGGGCAGAUUUACAGGCCGUGGGUCUCGAUUCGCAGGCCGUGGAUCACGAUUCGCACAGCCCCACCACAGAUUGA
Messenger RNA from Podarcis lilfordi (Lilford's wall lizard), 5546 nucleotides. NCBI's taxonomy places the organism in Eukaryota, Metazoa, Chordata, Lepidosauria, Squamata, Lacertidae. The record is from the annotation of a GenBank genome assembly.